Ectocarpus sp. CCAP 1310/34 is the source of this 2261-nucleotide messenger RNA. The record is from the annotation of a GenBank genome assembly. Lineage: Eukaryota; Phaeophyceae; Ectocarpales; Ectocarpaceae.
GCGUUCUCACUCCGACUGCCCUCUGGUUGAUUCUCAUCUCUUAACUCUAUAUCUUGAAACAAAGACACCACCACCAUGUCUGGCUGGAACGCUUACGUCGACACUCAGCUGGUGGCCACGGGGGCCGUGUGCCAGGCCGGUAUCUUCGGCAAGGCUGACAUGCAGUGCUACGCCAACGCGGGCGAUUUCCAGCUCCGAGCGUACAACACGGCCGUGACCGGCGACGACGGAGUGGAGAGGGACACCGCCAUCAACGAGGCCGCCGACAUUCUCGGGUUCGUGACGAACGGGACCAAGGCGACCACCGGUUGGAGGAUGAACGGGACCAAGUAUGUGGUGUUGCGUGAGCUGGAAGGACCGGUUCUCUACCUCAAGAGGACCAAAGGCAGCGCGUGCUUCGCGUGCACCAACACGCUCGUGAUCGUGGGCGUGUUCGACGACGAGGCGUGCAAGGAACAACACCCUUCCGCCACCGCUGGCGCUCUCGCCUGCAACAAGGCCGUGGAAGACCUGGCAGAGUACCUGCGCACAGCGGGAUACUGAAGCGUCUGCGGCGGGAGGGAAACAAAGAAAUGGAGGGAGAGGGGAUCGCUGUUUUUUUCGGUGACAUUUUUUAGGGAGCUGAGAGAGAGUUAGUCCCCUUUCAUCCCCUCCCUUGUCCACCCACGCCAUGGUGGCAGUGGCUUGUUGUCCGAGGGUGAGAGAAGUCGCAGGUGGGCGGCGAGUGUACCAGUGGAGGGAGGGGAGGCGGUUUCGAGCACAAGCGCGAGGGCGGGGGAGGAAGGGUACAGAUUUUGCGGAGGGGAGCUCCGGGGUUGUUUGCCUGACUGAUUUUGAUAGUUGAUGGUAUCGGACCAGUUUUCUGAUGCGGUCAUCAUGCGUUGUGGCGUGUACGCCAUCGACGCAAGCAGCGGAAGAACGUGGAAAGCGUUUCGAUGCUCUCGUGAUGGUGCUUUCGUGUUUUCGUGCUGCUGCUGCUGCUGCUGCUGCUGCUGCUGCUGCUCCUGCUGCUGCUGCUCCGUGAAGUAGCUGGUGGUGCGUGGCUGUCGGGAGUGCUGGUGUGUGCGUGCGUUAUCAUGGCAUGCUUGCUGGUUGCGAUGUAGAUGGGCUGGUCCCCCUUUUUUUUUCUUCGCUUUGAUUUGCCGGUUCUGUUCCCUCAAUCGUCUCUCGUCUCGUUUGCUUUUUUUUUUUCUUCUCUCUCUUGUUCCCGUGCGGGUGCUCGGCACGGAAGUGAAAACAAAAAGAAAGCGCAACUUUUUCGGAAGUUGCGGUUUGUGGUGUGGCGAUUUAGCUCUUACACCGGACGGUACGAAAUACACCAAAGCAAUGCAGCCAGGGUUUUUGGUCGAGGGGUGGUGUUGCUCUCCUUGUUUUUCGUUCCCCGCCCCAGGCGCGCUGCCGAGAUCAAGGGCCUCUUCAUUGAAGCCUUCCUUUGUAUGGGGGGCAGAGAACGUUCGCAAGGCAUGCACAGGGCUGCUUGUGUUUGUGCAGAGAAGUUAGUAGCAGUGCACGUGAAUUCUUGGAGGGCGAUGGGUGGGCGGAUGUAGUGAGUGAUGGUACAAAAUCGUGUUGAAACGGGUUGGGAAUUGUGUGACAUGUGUGAGAGGAAGAAUGGCGANGGGGGGGGGGGGGGGGGGGGGGGGGGGGGGGGGGGGGGGGGGGGGGGGGGGGGGGGGGGGGGGGGGGGGGGGGGGGGGCGAGAGGUAAGAGGGGAACAUUCGGGAUGUAUUGGGCGAAGACUUUCUCCCGGCUCUUGUCCAUAAGGUGUGACCCCUGUUUCAUUUUUGUUCCUGCCGUAAGGAGGGGUCAGGACGUUUGGUUCCAUGUCUGGUCGCAGAGGUUGAAGUGGGCCUGCAGCACUGGCUGCUGCUGGUUGCCGUUUGUUAGCGGCAUAACUUUCAAUGUUUUGCGACCUACACCUUGGCCUCCAUGGAGGAUGGCGUUGAUCUUGUCGCCCCCCAUCUCAGACAUGGCUCUCUCCCUAUCCCUUUUCUCUGUCUGGGGCUCUUGCUGCGUGAGGACGCCAUGUCGAUUGCAUUGCGCGUUCUUCACAGCGACCACUGCUGCUUUCAUUUGUAUGAAUAUCAAGAGGUUCAUUCCUUGAGACCCUCAAAAGUCACGACCAAGCCAGGAAGUUGCUGGCUUUCCUUCAUGCAUGCCCCAUGAGUAUUACAACGAAACACCACCUUCUUCCAAGCCACUUAGAUACCAAGCACAUCUACGUAGAUGGCGGAGACUUUGGUUGGCUGUGGUCGAAAGAG